CCCGUCCGUCCCUGAUUCCGUUGUCGCUCUCUCACCGUCGCCCGCGCAUCCGCUUGGUUCCGUCCAAAAUCCCAACCCCAAGGCUUGCUGCAGCCCCUUCCCUUUCCUCCUCGCCCUCUCCCUCAUUAAACUUUUCUUCAUCGAGUCGAGACAAAACACACCAAACACCGUCCAGAGGGCCUCAGCGUUCCUUCGACCAUGCAUAUCCGCCCGCAUUUCCCACCUCCAACGUCUUUGUAGCGGUUCACAACUGGUGAUGCUGUACGAGACACCGCUGGCUUCCACAAGACGUGCCGGCAUCCCGAAGCCCCCCCGAGCUAUCCUCACUCGGCCUCCGUAGCCGUCAACACCAUUUUACCUGUCGACACGACCCAGUCCCUCGAUUGCCCAUCCCUUUACGAAGCAUUUCCUCAACUGUGAGGCCUGGAGCCAACACCAACAUUGCAAUGUACUACCUGCGCCGCAUCACUAUCCUCUGUGCCGUCCUGGCCUCCGUCUCGUUCCUAGCAUGGUUCUUGCCUCGAUACCUCAACCCAAGCCCGCCGGACCCCGCUAAGCAGCGCGAGGACAGGAGAUGGGUCAAUAGCAGUCCCUACUGGCUCGACCGCCAGGCAUGUCGAUGGCUGAGUCUUUGCGGUAUCCAUCAUCUCUCCUGGGACCCCGCCUUUCUCGUCCCUCAUAACGAUUCCGACGCGGGUGAGUUGCGCCUAGAGCUGAGGUCUCUCGACGGACGACACUCCGGCUGGGAAACAGCACCCCAGAAGCGUUCGCCGCGGGACGACAAAGACGAGAGGCGGAAGAUCCUGAAAGAAAUCCCCAACUAUGUUCUUGAGUAUGCGCCGCUCGUUCACCUCUACUCGGGCGAGAACUUCUGGCCAUCCGACAUUGCAGAGCAUAUUCGACACAUGACGCCCUACUUGGAAGAAGAGGCCUUGAACCGCUCUCUCGCUCUGUCGGACCUGCAAGAACUCAACAAGGAGGACGGCAUGGUCUACCUCACCAGCGAUGACGACGUUGAGCAGAGACCCGAGUGGCUGCACAGCCACGUUGGUAUUCCCGAGCCAUGGGACGACGAGGGGGACGAGGAUGGAGACAGUGGCCACGACAACAACGAUCGUCCGUCCGAGGACUUUGACCACCCACCACCUCCCACAGAAGAUACGACUUGGUUCGACGUAUCACGCGAUCAUCCUGUCAACCGUAUCUCGGACCCUCGUCGCCUAGCUCCACAAUUUGCUCCCUCAUCCGCUCGCACCGGCGGCUUCCACCUCCGUCGCCGAGACCAGGACCAAAAACCGAUACCCGAUACGCCGACUCACAAACCCAACCAGGAAGGCUAUUCCAAGGCCCCCGCCGUCCUCGUUCUCGUAGACAAGGGCUCCGGCAUCGUUGACGCAUUCUGGUUCUUCUUUUACUCGUACAAUCUGGGCCAGACCGUCCUGACAAUCCGGUUUGGCAACCACGUCGGUGACUGGGAGCACUGUAUGAUGCGCUUCGAGAACGGUGUUCCCCGUGGCAUUUUCUUCUCCGAACACGAAGGCGGACAGGCUUACACUUACAACGCCGUUGAGAAGCGGGGUCUUCGCCCUGUCAUUUACUCCGCCGUCGGAUCUCACGCCAUGUACGCGCAGGCCGGCGACCACCCCUACGUGCUACCCUUCGGUAUGUUGAAGGACGUCACGGACAAGGGUCCUUUGUGGGACCCGGCGAAGAACGCCUACACGUACUGGUAUGACUACGCCCAGGAUUUGGACGAGGACCUCGAUCUCGAUUUCGACGGCGAAGUCGACGUGGCUAGCGGCCACCGGAAGGAAAACCCCACCAGUCUAGUCCCGACGGCGGAGAACCCCGACGCGCCAACGUCCUGGUUCCAUUAUGCCGGCCCUUGGGGCGACAAGCUCUACAGCCUUGCCGACAUGCGCCAAUGGCGGCUUUUCGCCCAGUAUCAUUACGUCUCUGGACCGCUGGGACCCAAGUUCAAGCGUCUUGAUCGGGAGAAGCUGUGCAUCACCAGGCGUUGCCGGAUUCUCAACAGCCUAAAGCCUGGGCAGACGUGGUACGGUUAGACAUGACGGAGUUGAUAGGCAAAGUCUUUUUUUUUUUUGGGG
This is a messenger RNA of Colletotrichum navitas, 2108 nucleotides long. Its product is annotated as vacuolar protein sorting-associated protein. The record is from RefSeq and is a predicted model, not a curated record. NCBI's taxonomy places the organism in Eukaryota, Fungi, Ascomycota, Sordariomycetes, Glomerellales, Glomerellaceae. The transcript has a single exon. The coding region runs from base 447 to 2066 and encodes 539 amino acids.